This is a messenger RNA of Lottia gigantea (owl limpet), 396 nucleotides long. RefSeq lists its product as hypothetical. The annotation marks the transcript as partial. Lineage: Eukaryota; Metazoa; Mollusca; Gastropoda; Lottiidae. The record is from RefSeq and is a predicted model, not a curated record. The transcript has a single exon.
CUUUUUGAUGUACAUUCAACAGAAGCAAAGCUUUUUGAUGUACAUUCAACAGAAGCAAAGCUUUUUGAUGUACAUUCAACAGAAACAAUGCUUUUUGAUGCAAAGCUUUUUGAUGUACAUACAACAGAAGCAAUGUUUUUUGAUGUACAUUCAACAGAAGCAAAGCUUUUUUAUGUACAUACAACAGAAGCAAUGCUUUUUGAUGUACAUAAAACAGAAGCAAAGCUUUUUGAUGUACAUUCAACAGAAACAAUGCUUUUUGAUGCAAAGCUUUUUGAUGUACAUACAACAGAAGCAAUGUUUUUUGAUGUACAUUCAACAGAAUCAAAGCUUUUUGAUGUACAUACAACAGAAGCAAUGCUUUUUGAUGUACAUACAACAAGCAAAGCUUUUUGA